Helianthus annuus (common sunflower) is the source of this 1300-nucleotide messenger RNA. RefSeq names its product growth-regulating factor 3. The transcript has 4 exons. Gene Ontology annotation, molecular function: ATP binding. Gene Ontology annotation, cellular component: nucleus. The record is from RefSeq and is a predicted model, not a curated record. Lineage: Eukaryota; Viridiplantae; Streptophyta; Magnoliopsida; Asterales; Asteraceae. The coding region runs from base 186 to 1160 and encodes 324 amino acids. Gene Ontology annotation, biological process: developmental process; regulation of DNA-templated transcription; DNA-templated transcription.
AUUUGUCAGGGACAAGUGCUGCCAUAAAGUAGCAACAGAAGUCUUGCAGUCAUUAAUAAUAAUACAGAUCUCUGCCUGCCACACACACACACACAGAAGAAACCACCUUGCAUAAAUUCUGAAACAUAAACCAUUAGUUUAUUCACCUUCACCCCCUCCAUUUUUGCAACAAGAGUUGUAGUAAGAUGGAAAUGAUGGCUUCUUCUAGGUUCCCCUUCACAUCCACCCAAUGGCAAGAGUUAGAACACCAAGCACUUGUUUACAAAUACAUGAUUUCUGGCAUGCCCAUUCCCCCUGAUCUCCUCUUUUCCAUUCAGAGAAGCUUGGAUUCCUCCACUAAACUCUUUCUGCACCAUCAAUCUCCUCUUCAGUCUAUUGGAAGAGAGUAUUUCCAGAUGGGAUUUGGGAGAAAGAUAGACCCAGAACCAGGAAGAUGCAGAAGAACAGAUGGUAAAAAAUGGAGAUGCUCUAAAGAAGUAUACCCUGAUUCAAAAUACUGUGAAAGGCACAUGCACAGAGGCAGAAAUCGUUCAAGAAAGCCUGUGGAAGCACCAAACAACACACCACCACCACCACCAUUACAAAUGUGCACAAAAUCCCCAAACUACCCUUCACAAACUUCUCAUCCAUCUUUCAUUUAUCCACCACAGUUAUCAUCUAGAUCUUCUGGUAGUGUUUUGUCUUCUCAAGAUCACUUUUUGCUGGAAUCUAGCCCCUACCCACACUCAGAAAAAGAUCACAGCUAUGGGAUGAAAGAAGAUGUAGAUGAACAUCCAUACUUGUCAGAAAGUUGUGGUGGUGGUGCUAUCUCUGCUUCAAUGAGUGAUUCUUGGCACUUGGAACCGUUGGCCAUGAAAAACUCUUCAUUGGCCCAAUCACAAUCCAAACAGCGUUCUUUCUCAGAUUACCAAAAUGAAAAUUACUCGUAUCAGAACACCUCAAUGCAUAAACAACCAAAGCAGGAGGAUCAGGGACGCGGUUAUGAUCAAUUAGCCCUGAAAAUCGAAAGUAAAGUUGAACCCCAAAAGGUAAUGCACCAUUUCUUUGAUGUGUCACCAAAAGAUGAUCAUAACAAAGAUAAAGAUUCUUCCACAACUCAACUCUCGAUCUCCAUCCCUGACUGUGCUCGUGACUUCUUCCUCGCCCAUAAUGAUAAAUGAGGUUUUGAUUUUCUGGUAUUCGGUUUGGUAUGAGGUAAUGAUGAUUGUGUUGUGUAAUUGGUAUGUUUUAGGGACUUGUGUUAUAUAUGUAUUUCUUCUGUAGCAGUAUGUUUUCAUGAGAUUUCUCACAUCUUUGUCUU